AUGUUCCAUGCCACCAUUGAGCCUUGUGUGAGGAAGAGGUCAAAACCAGCAAGUGUCACGGUCAACAGGCAUGAGGUGAAGUUUCAGGAGGUCAGAUUGUACCUUGUGGAGAGGAAAAUGGGCGCCAGCAGGAGAGGCUUUUUGACCCAACUUGCCAGGUCAAAAGGCUUUAUAGUGGAUGACAUCCUCAGCGAUGACAUCACUCAUGUGGUGUCUGAAGACAGCAGGGCAUCCUCCCUGUGGGAGUGGCUAAAGGGGUGCGGCCUGAAGAGUUUGUCCAAGAUGCAGGUCUUGCAUAUCAGCUGGUUCACUGACAGCAUGAGAGCUGGGAGACCUGCUGCUGUGGAGGACAGACACCUCAUUCAGGACACCUUGCCUGCAUCGCCAGAAAGUUCUAUACUCGCCCCCGUGGCAGCGAUUUCUCAAUAUGCCUGCCAGAGACGGACAAGCACUGACAACAAAAACAAGAUUUUCACAGAUGCAUUUGAAGUGCUGGCUGAGAACUAUGAAUUCAGUGAGAUGAAGAGUUCAAGUGUUUCCUUUAGGAGAGCCGCGUCUGUCUUGAAGAGUCUCUCGUGGGCUGUGAAGUGUAUGGGGGCCACUCAAGGCCUGCCAUGCCUGGGGGAGCACACCAAGACAGUAAUGGAGGAGAUCAUUCAAAGUGGCCAUUCAUUCCAAGUUGAGAAAAUACUGUCGAGCGAGAGGUAUCAGACUUUAAAGCUGUUUACAAGUGUGUUUGGGGUAGGACCGAAGACAGCUGAGAGAUGGUACCGCAUGGGGCUGCGCUCCUUCAGUGACGUUCUGGCAGAGCCUGACAUUCAACUCAAUCGGAUGCAGCAAAGUGGUUUUCUGCAUUAUGGCGAUAUCUCAAGGGCUGUCACUAAAGCAGAGGCUCAAGCCCUGGGAAACAUUAUUGACGAAGCUGUCCACAUGAUCACAUCUGACUGCAUAGUAGCUCUGACAGGUGGCUUCCGCAGGGGGAAAGAGAUUGGCCAUGAUGUGGACUAUAUUGUCACCACGGCUGAGGUGGGGAAGGAGGAAUGUGUGCUGCUCCACGUUAUCAAUUGCUUUAAAAAACAAGGGAUUGUUCUUUACUGUGAUUACCAGCCCUCCACCUUUCACAUAUCAAAGCUCCCUUGCCAGAAGUAUGACGCAAUGGACUACUUCGCAAAGUGCUUCCUGAUCCUGCGCUUGGAGGCUAGCCAGGUGGAUGGCGGUCUCAACUGUACUGAGGGAGACAACAGGGGCUGGAGGGCAGUGCGUCUGGACUUAGUAUCGCCACCAAUGGAUCGUUAUGCCUUUGCUCUCCUGGGAUGGACUGGCUCCACGCAGUUUGACAGAGAUAUGAGGAGAUUUGCCCGGAUGGAGAAGAGGAUGAUUUUGGACAAUCAUACUCUUUAUGACAAAACCAAGAGAGAGUUCCUGGCAGCUUCAACUGAAGAGGACAUAUUUGCUCAUCUUGGUCUCGAGUACAUUGAGCCUUGGCAGAGAAAUGCAUAG
Messenger RNA from Entelurus aequoreus (snake pipefish), 1500 nucleotides. RefSeq names its product deoxynucleotidyltransferase, terminal (gene dntt). The transcript has 11 exons. The record is from RefSeq and is a predicted model, not a curated record. Gene Ontology annotation, biological process: double-strand break repair via nonhomologous end joining. Gene Ontology annotation, molecular function: DNA binding; DNA-directed DNA polymerase activity; DNA nucleotidylexotransferase activity. Bases 1 to 1500 code for a protein of 499 amino acids. Lineage: Eukaryota; Metazoa; Chordata; Actinopteri; Syngnathiformes; Syngnathidae. Gene Ontology annotation, cellular component: nucleus.